This is a messenger RNA of Aspergillus welwitschiae, 789 nucleotides long. RefSeq names its product cutinase family protein. The coding region runs from base 1 to 789 and encodes 262 amino acids. Gene Ontology annotation, cellular component: extracellular region. Gene Ontology annotation, biological process: carbohydrate catabolic process. The transcript has 3 exons. NCBI's taxonomy places the organism in Eukaryota, Fungi, Ascomycota, Eurotiomycetes, Eurotiales, Aspergillaceae. The record is from RefSeq and is a predicted model, not a curated record. Gene Ontology annotation, molecular function: cutinase activity.
AUGGCACCCCUCAAAUCCCUCCUCCUCGGCGCUUCCCUGGCCACCCUCGCCCUUUCCACCCCACUGGCAACCGACGCCGAAAACCUCUACGCACGUCAAUUCGGCACGGGCUCUACAGCCAACGAACUCGAGCAGGGAAGCUGCAAGGAUGUGACUCUCAUCUUUGCGAGGGGGUCAACUGAGCUUGGGAAUAUGGGCACCGUAAUCGGGCCCCCUCUCUGCGACAACCUGAAAUCCAAACUCGGAUCCGACAAAGUCGCCUGCCAGGGUGUCGGCGGCCAAUACAGCGCCGGACUCGUGCAGAAUGCACUGCCCCAGAACACCGAUCCGGGGAGUAUCUCUGCCGCGAAGCAGAUGUUCGAGGAGGCGAAUUCGAAGUGUCCCAAUACCAAGAUUGUUGCGGGUGGUUAUAGUCAAGGAAGCGCUGUGAUCGAUAACGCCGUGCAAGAGCUCAGCACCACCGUGAAAGACCAAGUGAAGGGUGUCGUGCUCUUCGGGUUCACGAGAAACGUGCAGGAUCACGGCCAGAUCCCUAACUACCCUAAGGAUGACGUGAAGGUUUAUUGUGCCGUGGGCGAUCUGGUCUGUGAUGAUACGUUGGUUGUUACGGCGAUGCAUUUGACGUAUGGAAUGGAUGCGGGCGAUGCGGCGAGCUUUUUGGCGGAGAAGGUGCAGUCUUCUAGUAGUUCGACUACUAGCUCCAGCUCGGAUGCCGCGAGUAGUUCGUCUGCUGCCGGGACGUCGUCGUCGGGGUUGUCGGGACUGUCUUCUUUUUUCGGAGGUCUUUAA